UUCUGCACUGGUGGGAAAUGGGCAUGCACAAGAAAAUUAUGCAAUGCUGUUUGUAAGGUUUUAGGUGAUAGGUACUACACUACAUUUGACAAAUUGGAAUACCAAGUUAAAGCUGUAUGCGCUGUUACACUGCUAACCAACUACAACCAAAAUGAAGUCCCUUUUACCAUUGAAUCUGGACUAGUAGACACCGGUACGCAAAACAAAAACUUUGGCAGAAAAAUCGAUAUUAAAUACAAAGGUGUCAUGUUAUCUCUUGGUAUCAAUUUUCAAGUUCAUUUAGAUUCAAAUCAAAUGGCAUUACCUUUCUCUUCAAGUGGUAUUUUGGUGAAAAAACUUUCAUCUCAAAUGUUAAAGGUUCAACUAGACAAUGGUAUAAUGAUCCUACGUGAUUCAUUGAAGCGCGUUUACAUUUAUGUGCCCCCUAGUUUUAAGUUUAAAACGAAAGGAAUGUGUGGCACAUUCAACAACAACCAAAAUGAUGAUUUUUUCACUGGAGAGGGAGACAUUGAAUCGAACCCAGUCAGUUUUGCUGCAAAGUGGAAAGUUUCUAGAACUUGCGAAGAGCCUCCACCAUAACUGAUCCAUGCAACAACCAAGAUAUGUUAUCUUCUGCUCAAUCAGCAUGCAGUGUUUUUAACAUGUCACCUUUUACAGACUGUCAUACAAAAGUAAAUGUUGUCCCAUACCACCAACACUGUAUGUACGAUAUGUGCGUAUCCGGCAAUAAUGCAUCUAUAUGCGUAAUGGUUGAGGAUUAUGUAAAAGCAUGCGCUGAGCAAGGUGUUUACUUAAACUGGGCAACUAAUGGCCAUAUUUGUGAUCCACAAUGUACAAACUUUAUGCAGUACAAGACUUGUGUAUCUGCAUGUUCUGGUUCAUGUUAUUCGGAAACGGCCACGAAUAUGUGCGAAAAUGUUUGUGUUCAAGGCUGUAGCUGUCCAGAAGGCUUUCUGCUCAAUAAUGACAUGAAAACAUGUAUAUCCUUCUGAAUGCAAAUGUCGGCAUAACGGGAAAUUGGUUCCUGCUGGUACAGUGGAAACAAGUGGUUGCCAAACAUGUACUUGUCGAAAGGGGGUUAUGAACUGUACAGUUUCUAAGUACUGUCCUACUAAUGGGCCAUGUUAUAUCAAUGAACAUUUACCUGCGGACUACACACAAGUGUGUGAGAAGACAUGCGAUAUGUAUGAGGACAACCAGUGUACCACCCUGACUGGCAAUUAUGGUUGCGUAUGUAAUAACAACACAUUUCGAUUUGCCAAAAGCUGUGUUUCAGCUGAUAAAUGCCCGUGCCAUCAUGGGGGAAAAGCUUUUAAGCCAGGGACAAAACUAAAUAUGGGACCUGAAACUUGCACAUGUAAAAACAGACAGUGGCAUUGUGUAACCAAUCCACCAAUUGGAGAGUGUACGGUUUUUGGCGCAUCUCAUUAUAUAACAUUUGAUGGGAAACUUUAUGAUUUUCAGGGGGAUUGUUCUUAUGUUCUGGUAAAGUCGGCUUCCAACAGCCCUCAUAAGUUUAAAGUGAUUCUGUCCAAUAGUAACUGCGACAAAGGCGGAGAAAGAUGCAAUAAAACAAUCACUUUUUUUGCUCCAGAUUCUUCCGGAGUUUUAAAGAAGGUGGUUCUUUCUCGGAGGACAACCAUACCUUCUCUUAUCCAGACUCUGAAAUCAGGAUCCAACUUCCUCUUCUGGAGAGCAGGAGUUUGGUUUUUCUUGCGACAUCCAUCCUCAGGGGUUGAGAUUAAAUGGGAUCAGGUUCUUAGGAUUUCUGUAACCGUAGAUGCCUCGAAUAGGGGAAAGGUAUUUAAAAAUAUGUUUGUAAAUUACUUCUGAUAUAGGCUGGGAAUUGACAGUCGUUAUAACAUGGGUGUUCUUUUUCAUACACCGAUACACGCUGU
Ciona intestinalis (vase tunicate) is the source of this 1898-nucleotide messenger RNA. NCBI's taxonomy places the organism in Eukaryota, Metazoa, Chordata, Ascidiacea, Phlebobranchia, Cionidae. The record is from RefSeq and is a predicted model, not a curated record.